Ilyonectria robusta is the source of this 795-nucleotide messenger RNA. RefSeq lists its product as uncharacterized. The record is from RefSeq and is a predicted model, not a curated record. Gene Ontology annotation, molecular function: nucleosome binding. Gene Ontology annotation, cellular component: Swr1 complex. The coding region runs from base 1 to 795 and encodes 264 amino acids. NCBI's taxonomy places the organism in Eukaryota, Fungi, Ascomycota, Sordariomycetes, Hypocreales, Nectriaceae. The transcript has 2 exons. Gene Ontology annotation, biological process: chromatin remodeling.
AUGAACAAUUUCGGCGUCAUCGAGCUUGCCAGCGCCAAAACCACCGCGGCGCCUGGUUGGGCCUACGUACCCGACACCACCAUCAACCGCUCUGCGCCUACGAACCGGAAGCGAGCGAGGAACGUUCCGGGCCUCAGUAUCGGUGACUUAACCGUUAGGCAAGAGACGAAGAGGCGCAAGGAAGCCGAGGCGCUCGACCGCGAUGGUGGACGAGACAAUACUAUUCCGCUGCCGGUGAAGAGUGGACGAGCCCAGGGGAAGCACACACCGAACGUUCGAAAGAUUUUGCAGUCCCAAAAGACGUUUGGGAACUACCUCGAUGAUUUCCUCGCCUUGCAAGCGUUGACAGAGUCCAACAAUGCCGCUUCGUCUCGAUCGACCGCUGCCAGCGCAAACAACAAGAAAGCCGCUCCGAAUAAGAGGGACACGCCCUCAUCCUCCCGACAACCCGCCCCAGAAGAAGAUACCCAGAUGCUCGACGCAGAUCUCCCGCCCGUGCUCCCUCCUCCAAACAGGACGCCGCCGCCCGCCCACGAGGGAGACUCCGAGCCGCUGCUCGUGUCGCGCGUGCCCGAGAUGCCGUCAGACGAGGAGCUCCGGAAGCUUCUCGCGCGGCCGCCACUCAACUACGGCGAGGCGACGGGGGAUUGGGACGAAAAGUACCCGGUUAGGGUGUUCUGCGAGGUCUGCGGGUACUGGGGACGAGUGCGGUGCAUGAAGUGCGGGACCACGGUUUGCGCGCUGGACUGCUUGGAGGCGCACCGGGAGGAAUGCGUCACUCGAUAUGGCUUGUGA